AUGCAUCGCUCGGCCCUGUACCGAGCAAUCUGGGACGCUGCCGGGGCGCUUUUGGGCGUGCGGGCGCGCGGUGAGGGCCGGCAGCCGGUGCGGGGGACGAGGGACGCCGGCGGCAGGACGCGGCUGCCCCGGGGCCCCGCAGCCCUCACCCGCCGCGUGUGCCGGGGCCCGGGAGGCGGCCGGCGGCGGGCAGAAGGACGGCGUGUCCUGCGGCGGCGGGGGGACGUGCCGGCGGGGACGCGGGGGAGCAGCGAGGCGGGGAGGGGACGGCGGGUGCGCUGCCGGUGCGUGUCGCUGGGGCGAGCUGCGGGCGCCGGCCACGGCCAGGCCUGCGGGGGCCGGCGGGAUGGGGCAAGCGCCGGGGACCCCCGCACGCCGUCACCCACGCUAGGGGCUCCCUCCCGCGACGUCCUCCUGGUCUCAGCCAUCAUCACCGUCAGCCUUAGCGUCACCAUCGUCCUCUGCGGGAUCUGCCAGUGGUGCCAGCGCAAACUGGGAAAGCGUUACAAGACUUCCCUGGAGACUGUGGGGACUCCAGACUCCAGCCGAGGCCGCAGUGAAAAGAAAACCAUCAACGAUCUAGACAGAGACUUUUGGAAUAACAAUGACAACACAGUGCAGCAGAAAUGGAGCUCCUACCCUCCCAAGGAGUUUAUACUAAACAUUUCACCUUACGCCCCGUACGGUGACCCGCGCCUUUCCCUCAAUGGCUCUCUGUUAUCAGGGGCCAAGCUGACGGCGUCGGCCGCCGCGGGUCUGGCCGGGGAUCGCGACGGCCGCGCCGGGGAGAAGCAGCGGCUCGGCGAGGACGGCAUGAGGAGCAGCGUCUCUGCCCACAGCGAGCCCGGCGCGGGGAAAGCGGCUCGAGGCCGCUGGCACACGGUGCAGAGCCACUUGGCAGCAGGGAAGCUCAGCCUGUCCAAUUUCGAGGACUCCACCUUGUCCACAGCCACUACCCUUGAGUAUAUCCCCACCUCAGCAGGCGACCCCAAAUGCCAGAGGCCCCGCACGCUCAUGCGCCAGCAAAGCCUUCAGCAGCCCCUCAGCCAGCACCAGCGCGCCAACCACGGCCAGCCCACCACCAGCCAGAGCCUGGGCCAGCUGCAGGCCCACAGCGGCUCGUCCGCCGGCGCCGCCAACCCCCGGGGCCCCCGCGGCAGCCAGGCGCGCCCGGGCAUCGCCGCCGCCUCCAAGCACCCGACGGUCGGCGGCCGCAGCCGCUCCAACCCCGGCAGCUGGGACCACGUGGUGGGGCAAAUCCGCAACCGCGGCUUGGACAUGAAGUCCUUCCUGGAAGGCCGGAUGGUGGUGUUAUCCCUGGUUUUGGGACUCUCAGAACAAGAUGACUUUGCCAAUAUCCCCGACCUGCAACCCGCUGGGACGCAGCAGCCGAACCAGCCGAACGCUCAGGGGGACAAGAGGUUGCCGGCCGCUGGCAAAGCGGCGAACGCGGCACCGGCAGCCGGGCAGCAGCCGCCGCACGACGAGUCCGACCGCAAGACGGAGCCGCGCUCCUCUGUGUCUGACCUGGUCAACUCCCUGACCAGUGAGAUGCUCAUGCUCUCCCCAGGCUCUGAGGACGACGAGGGCCACGAGGGCAUCAGUCGGGAGAACCUGGGUCGCAUCCAGUUCAGCGUCGGCUACAACUUCCAGGAGUCCACCCUGACCGUCAAGAUCAUGAAGGCUCAGGAGCUGCCAGCCAAGGACUUCAGCGGCACCAGCGACCCCUUUGUCAAGAUCUACCUGCUCCCAGACAAGAAGCACAAGCUGGAGACCAAGGUGAAGAGGAAGAACCUCAACCCACACUGGAACGAGACCUUCCUCUUCGAAGGCUUCCCCUACGAGAAGGUGGUGCAGAGGGUGCUGUACCUCCAGGUCCUGGACUACGACCGCUUCAGCCGCAACGACCCCAUCGGGGAGGUGUCCAUCCCCCUCAACAAGGUGGAUCUCACCCAGAUGCAGACCUUCUGGAAGGACCUGAAGCCCUGCAGCGAUGGCAGCGGAAGCCGUGGGGAGCUGCUGCUGUCGCUGUGCUACAACCCCUCAGCCAACUCCAUCGUGGUGAACAUCAUCAAAGCUCGGAACCUCAAAGCCAUGGACAUCGGGGGCACAUCAGAUCCCUAUGUCAAGGUGUGGCUGAUGUACAAGGACAAGAGGGUGGAGAAGAAGAAGACGGUGGUGAUGAAGCGGUGCCUGAACCCCGUCUUCAACGAGUCCUUCGCCUUCGACAUCCCGACGGAGCGGCUGCGCGAGACCACCAUCGUCAUCACCGUCAUGGACAAGGACAGGCUGAGCCGCAACGAUGUCAUCGGCAAGAUCUACCUGUCGUGGAAGAGUGGCCCCGGGGAGGUGAAGCACUGGAAGGACAUGAUUGCCCGGCCCCGGCAGGCCGUGGCUCAGUGGCACCAGCUGAAGGCCUGAGCACCCCAGGACUGUGGGGCUGGGGGCUGGGGGGGUCCCCGGUUCCCAACCCCCCGGCCCCUCCCCACGGGGCUCCUGGGGAGGAGCCGAGGGAGCAGU
Messenger RNA from Colius striatus (speckled mousebird), 2520 nucleotides. RefSeq names its product synaptotagmin 7 (gene SYT7). The transcript has 13 exons. The coding region runs from base 1 to 2421 and encodes 806 amino acids. Lineage: Eukaryota; Metazoa; Chordata; Aves; Coliiformes; Coliidae. Gene Ontology annotation, biological process: regulation of calcium ion-dependent exocytosis; calcium-ion regulated exocytosis; vesicle fusion. Gene Ontology annotation, molecular function: clathrin binding; SNARE binding; calcium-dependent phospholipid binding. The record is from RefSeq and is a predicted model, not a curated record. Gene Ontology annotation, cellular component: axon; synapse; membrane.